This is a messenger RNA of Pipistrellus kuhlii (Kuhl's pipistrelle), 822 nucleotides long. Its product is annotated as adhesion G protein-coupled receptor E2-like. Gene Ontology annotation, cellular component: membrane. The transcript has 4 exons. The record is from RefSeq and is a predicted model, not a curated record. Gene Ontology annotation, molecular function: G protein-coupled receptor activity. Gene Ontology annotation, biological process: adenylate cyclase-activating G protein-coupled receptor signaling pathway. The coding region runs from base 16 to 393 and encodes 125 amino acids. Lineage: Eukaryota; Metazoa; Chordata; Mammalia; Chiroptera; Vespertilionidae.
CUAGCUUUCUUUUUGAUGACCCUCUGGAUUUUGAAAAGCAAACUCUCUUCGCUCAACAGUGAUGUGUCCACCCUCAAGAAUACAAGGAUGCUGACAUUUAAAGCGAUAGCUCAGCUCUGCAUCUUGGGCUGCACGUGGUGUCUGGGAAUCCUGCAGGUGGGUCCAGCUGCUCACGCCAUGGCCUAUCUCUUCACCAUCAUCAACAGCCUGCAGGGCGUCUUCAUCUUCCUGGUGUACUGUCUCCUCAGCCAGCAGGUCCGCCAACAGUACAGAAAAUGGUGGGAAGGGGUCAGGAAAACCAAAGCAGAGUCUGAGCAAUACACCUUCUCCAGCCGAGCCAUCUCGGAUGCCCCCAAGCACAGUGAGGUAAAAGGUGAUGGAUUAACAGAAUAAAAGAAGAAAUCAAGUCAAUUUUAAGAAAACUAAAAGUGGGUGACUAAAGAAAAAGGUGAAAUCUUGGGCUUUUCAUCCUUUUCUCUCUGACUUAUUUCACUUAACAUAGUACUCUCCUGAAUGAUGUUGUUGCACAUGUCAAUAUUUAAUCUUUUUGAUGAUUGAGUAGUAUUCCAUUGUAUAUAUGUACCACAUUUUUGAUCCAUCUGUCAAUGGACACAUAGGUUGUUUACGUACCUUGGCUAUAAGAAAUGGUGUUACAAUGAACAUAAGUGUAUAUAUAUUUUUGAAUUGGAUUUUUUAUAUUCCUCAGAUACUCAGAAGAAAAAUUGCUGAAUUGUGUCAAAUUACAUAUUAUGUUAACAUUAUGACAUAUAAUGUUAUUUAUCAAUGCUACCUCAAUAUUAGAUAAUUAAAUAAAUAAAUAAA